AUGAGUAAUAAAAUCUAGGAGGGAUGUGUUUCUGCUAGAUAAAAGUUAUAUAAUGAUCAAGAAUUUAGAGAUGUAGUCAAGACAUUUCACGAAAUUGUCAUACAAAUCAAUAAAAGUUAUAAUGAUUAAUCAUUUUAAGGUGUGAAGAAAUAAAAAAAGAAAAAAUAAAAUCAAUAGCCAUCUUAAUAAAUUUAAACUAAAAAAAAAGAAGAGUUUAAAUUAUUUAGAAGAAAUUCAUAUCACAUUUAGAUUGCUUAUAAAUUAUACAAUAAAAACAAAUAAUAAAAUUAGAUUGAUGAGUGUGACCCUACAUAUCACUCCAAAAAAUUAAGAAAUAGUAAUCUAAUGGAAUUAGAAAAUCAACUAAAUAAUCACAACAACAAUCAUAUACCAUUAAAUGAAACAAGUUUGUAAAAAUGA
Molecule: messenger RNA, 420 nt
Organism: Paramecium primaurelia
Lineage: Eukaryota; Ciliophora; Oligohymenophorea; Peniculida; Parameciidae
Source: the annotation of a GenBank genome assembly